Uranotaenia lowii is the source of this 1518-nucleotide messenger RNA. RefSeq lists its product as uncharacterized. The record is from RefSeq and is a predicted model, not a curated record. The transcript has a single exon. Lineage: Eukaryota; Metazoa; Arthropoda; Insecta; Diptera; Culicidae. The coding region runs from base 1 to 1518 and encodes 505 amino acids. Gene Ontology annotation, biological process: DNA integration. Gene Ontology annotation, molecular function: nucleic acid binding.
AUGAGGCUACAAGCUUAUAAUUUUGAAGUUGUUUAUAAACCCGGAACCAGCAAUUUGGCGGAUGCGUUGUCGAGAUUAUCGGUACAACCUCCUAAGGAAUUUGACCCUUCAGAAGAAGCUUGUAUUUAUCACUUGGCUAGACUGGAUAUCCCAAAAGCUGUUACGCUUGAAGAAGUUGAAGACAUCUCAAGUAAAGAUCCAGAACUACGGGACACGAUAACGGCGUUAGAAACAGGGGAAUUGGAUAAGGUACCUCGAGUUUUCAAACCGUUCAUUUCGGAACUGUCAAGGUCCGGAAACCUGUUGAUUCGAGGAGACAGACUAAUAAUACCUACUUUGCUAAGAUCUAGGGUGCUGGACAUUGCACACGAAACACAUCCCGGUAUAGUGGUAAUGAAGCGAAAUUUACGACAGAAGGUAUGGUGGUCACUAAUGGAUAAAGAAGUAGAAUCCUACGUAAAAAAGUGUAAAGCUUGCACCUUAGUAUCAGGCUUGAACCCACCAGAACCAAUCUGUUCCACAAAACUACCAGAUAGGGCAUGGGCCCACUUAGCCAUUGACUUUACCGGACCAUUUCCGUCAGGGCACAAUUUGCUGGUGAUCAUCGACUACUUUAGUAGGUUUACAGAGGUAAUAAUAAUGAAAACCAUCACCGCUACCCUUACUGUUCGUGCUCUUCACGAAACUUUUUGUCGAUUUGGCAUGCCCGUUUCCAUAAGAACAGAUAACGGUCCACAGUUUGUGAGCGCGGAGUUUCGUCAGUUUUUGGAUCAGUUUGGGAUAGAACAUCGAAGAACCAUUCCGUAUUGGCCACAAGCUAACGGGGAGGUGGAACGAAUAAAUCGAACAAUCGGCAAACGAAUGAAAAUUUCGCAAGAACAAGGAUCCGACUGGCAAUGGGAUCUACGCAUGUUUGUCUUGAUGCAAAACUCGACGCCUCAUUCAACAACUGGAGUAGCUCCUUCCUCGUUAAUGUUUGGACGGCUUAUGAAAGACAAGUUACCAGGGUUAAUGACAAAACCGGAAAACAUUCUCGAAGAAAUCCAAGACCGUGACAAGGCUAGGAAAUUUCAAUCUACAGAAUAUGCCAACAACAGGCGUGGAUCACAACACAAUAGCUUGAAGGAGGGAGAAACAGUUGUCGUCAAAAGGACUCAAAAAGAUAACAAACUGUCCACAACAUUCGACCCUGAAGAAUUUGAGGUUAUCCAAAGGGAGGGGUUAAGGGUUAAACUGAAAUCCAAUUCAACGGGCACUACAAUGUACCGAAAUGUCUCACAUCUCAAAAAGCUUGUUUCAGAUACAACUGGAGGUGCAACCACAUCAUGCAAUCUGCCUCUCCAUAGCGAAGAUUCAGAGUUGACCGACUUACCCCCAACAAGGAGUCCUGAGGAGGGAACGCGAAACGAAAGUCUCGAGAAGGAAACGGCAAACGAAUGUCCAAAACGUGCUCGAAGGGAUCCUAAACGACCAGCCUACCUUAAAGACUUUACGCUUAAUGAAAUAACAAAUUUAUAA